Molecule: messenger RNA, 1779 nt
Organism: Dioscorea cayenensis subsp. rotundata (Guinea yam)
Lineage: Eukaryota; Viridiplantae; Streptophyta; Magnoliopsida; Dioscoreales; Dioscoreaceae
Product: 3-ketoacyl-CoA synthase 3-like
Biological process (GO): fatty acid biosynthetic process
Cellular component (GO): membrane
Molecular function (GO): acyltransferase activity, transferring groups other than amino-acyl groups
Source: RefSeq, a predicted model, not a curated record
UCUCAUCUUAUCCUCACUCCCUUCCCUUCCCUUCCAUCCCCUUUGUUCAUCAACCUCUCCAUUUCUUUUCUUUUUCUUUUCUUUUCUAAAAAAAAGAAAAAAAGAAAAAAUGGAGUUCCUCUUGAUCUUAUCCAUCACUCUCCUCACUUACUCAGUAACCAUUUUUAUAAUCAACAAACUAAACAAAAUGAGGCAUCAAAACUGCUACCUCCUUGGCUACUCUUGUUUCAAGCCUUCCGAUGAGUUCAAGCUUCCAACAAACAUUUGUGGAGAAGUUAUCCACAGAAACAAACUUUUAGGCUUCGACGAGUAUAAAUUUCUGCUGAAAAUCAUCGUCAACUCCGGCAUCGGCGAAGAAACAUAUGGUCCCAGAAGCAUCUUCCGUGGCGAAGAAGCAACUUCGACAUUCGACGAUGCUCUGUUAGAGAUGGAUGAGGUUUUCGAGCACACCAUCCGUGAUGUUCUCGCCAAUUCCGGUGUUAAACCAACAGACAUUGAUAUUCUUGUUGUCAAUGUAUCUAUGUUUGCUCCGGAACCAUCACUUGCUUCCAGAAUUGUUAACAAGUUCAAAAUGAGGGAUGAUAUCAAGAUUUACAACUUGUCCGGAAUGGGAUGCAGUGCAAGUCUUAUUUCUAUUGAUCUUAUUCGGAGGACUUUCAUGAGUCAGUUCAACAAGCUGGCGUUGAUAUUCACAUCAGAGUCGAUAACUCCGAACUGGUAUUCCGGCAAUAACAGGUCAAUGAUGCUUGCAAACUGUCUUUUCCGGUGUGGAGGCUGCGCAAUGCUGCUCACUAAUGAUCCGAAGAGGAAAAUUCAAGCAAAACUCAAGCUCAAACACCUCAUAAGGACUGAUCUUGGUGCUAAUGAUGAAGCGUUUAAUUGUGCUUAUGAGACGGAAGACGAGCUGGGUCACACUGGCAUGUGUUUGAGCAAGGAUUUGCCGAAAGCUGCAGCUCUUGCAUUUGUGCAGAACUUGAAAACAUUGGCACCGAAAGUGCUUCCAGUCACGGAACUUGUCCGGUUUGUAAUGGCUGGAAUUUACAGAAGGAGCAAAGGAUCAAGAGGAGGGGGUAGUAACAGUGUGAACUUCAAAGCCGGCAUCGAUCACUUUGUAAUUCAUUCUGGAGGAGCUGCUGUCAUUGAUGGAGUUGGGAAGAGCCUCAGGUUAAGUGAAUGGGAUUUAGAACCUGCGAGAAUGACACUUCAUCGGUUCGGGAAUACCUCGGCAAGUAGUAUUUGGUAUGCAUUGGGGUAUAUGGAAGCAAAGAAGAGGUUGAAGAAAGGGCAGAGAGUGUUCAUGAUAGGAUUUGGAGCUGGUUUCCUGGGCAACAGUUGUGUUUGGAUAGUUAACAGGGAUUUGAAAGAUGAAGGAGUUUGGAAGGAGUGCAUUGAUCAAUAUCCUCCAAAAACACUAGAGAAUCCAUUCAUGAAGAUGUAUGGAUGGAUUAAUGAUCAGGAUAUCUAGAAUAUUUUUGAGUCUGAUCAUCUCAUUAUUUGUUGGAUAAUUAUUUAUGUUUGCUUAAUUGUUGGUGUUGAUUAAGAGUAGCAUGCAGUACUGAAUAAAUAAUAAUAAUAAUAAAAAAAAAAACAUGUGAAGUGAAGUGAAGUCAAGGAUGCAAGUUGAAAUAUAUAUUUAUAUUUAUAUAUGUAAAACAUGUGAAACUAAUGAAUGGAAUGGCUCUGUACUGGUAUAGCAUUCAUUAAUAUAUAUUUCAUCCUGACCUUCUUCAUCAUUAAUGGAUGAUGAAGGACUUUGUUUGUAUGGUUGGGCUUUUAUUA